Gigantopelta aegis is the source of this 2227-nucleotide messenger RNA. RefSeq lists its product as uncharacterized. Bases 430 to 1368 code for a protein of 312 amino acids. The record is from RefSeq and is a predicted model, not a curated record. The transcript is spliced from 5 exons. Lineage: Eukaryota; Metazoa; Mollusca; Gastropoda; Neomphalida; Peltospiridae.
UUUAUCAUAAAGACGUGUCUGUUUAUUGCAGCAAAUCAUCAGUAGUGAAUAAUAAAACAUAUAUAAAUAGAAUAAAAAGAUAGGAAUAGGUUUAACAAUUCCUGUAUCAGCUUAUUAAUAAUUAAAGAAAGGCAUGUCAAAACAUGUUAUUACAAAUGUCCGACCACGUCAACAGACCAAACGUGUUUUCGAUCGUUUAAUCAUCGAGCUAUUUUUGUCACACUUUUCAGUCCACAACCCGUGUUAGGAUAUAUACAGAGCUACACUAACACAACAAUGUCAUAAUGUAGGUACAAGAUGUGUUAACUGGUCUUUCUGUUAAAGUGAAACUCACUCACGUUAGGUGUUUUUAUGUUGUUGGGUUUUUAAAAUUAUUAUUCAACCCGUCAGCCCGUCUACACAGGGGACUACGCUGUAUCGCUACAUGUGAUGGAGAUACUGUUGACAUUUCGGAGGUUUUCCCAGCUGACGUGUCUGUUGUUGCUGCUGUACACGUCGGUAACCGUGACGCUAUCGUGGCAGACACUGGUUACUACGUUGGCUUUGCUAGGUUCAAUUUUUCUAUUCGGCGAUACGGAAGCCGCUACAACUAACGACGAAACUGUCAACCCACUGAAAGGAAAACCGCGCUGUCCACUUCUGACGAAGGAGCAGACGAGAAACAUGGAAAACGCGGUUUUUAGAUACGUCACGUACGACGCAGAAAACGCCCAGAGUGUUACAAACAUGGAUCCAAUAAAACGAAACACGGAAUGUAUUUUCGCCAAGACGGCCAGAAUUUGGGGAUCUCCGGAGUGGAAGGAGGAACUGACGCUAGAAGAAAACGUUUAUAGGAUUUUGCCGACGUUUUACCAGUUCACGAUGUUGUGUGAACAGCUUGGCUUGGACAUGUUUGUGUUAGAGUUGCCGGGGAAACUGUACGGCCUUGACAUAGAGAUGUUUGCCAAUGCCUUCCGAAGAACUCUGAAAGUGAUGUCGGACCACGACCCUAAAAAGGUGAAAUGCAUGAACCGAUCUUACGUCGGCAAGAAGGGCUGGGUGUUCGAGUUCAAUCGUCUGACAUUCUUCAUCACUACUUUCGCGCCAUUUUAUCCGCCCACGCAUUCGCGCCACGCGCACGGGUGCGAGCACUGUUACGUCGCAUUCCAGCCAGAGAUCUCAUUUGCUCAGCACGAUCUUCCACCUGACACCCCUGAAACAAAUUGGGAUAACCCAGUGACCGUGAGAGACAAAAUACGAUUGGCCUUCAAGAAUGCUGGACGAGCCUAUCAGAUAAGAGAUACCAUAUAUUAUGCACCGUCAGCUGACAUGAUUAAGCCAAUCGAAAGAGAAGGACGUUUGAUAAAGUGGUGGAAACCCAAAAAGUGAAAGUGAAAUUUGCAGUUUUCAUGGGUUUUUUAAAAAUAUUUUGAGCGAUAUUUUCAGUCAGCGUUAGACGAAAUUAUUUGCAUGAGGUACGCGUGUCGCAGAUUGGCCUCGGUGGUGUAGUGGUUAGGUAAUAAAACUUAAGGCUGUAACGUGUAAGUAGAGGGGUUCGCACACCCCAAUACCAGCUUCCAUACACAGUGAGUUUUAAUCACUUGACCCAAAACGAAGAUGUGAGGUCACUACACCGAAUUAUUUCUCGCUAACGACGAACUUAUAAGCCCUGCCGUGGAUAACACAUUAGCGUACGAGCAAAUCCUCAAAUUCGGGCAAAAAUAGUAGAGAGAUUCGGGUAAAAUGGGCUAACCUGAGUAAUUUUUACCAUGUAUAUAUUUUCAUCAUUCUACCUUCAAAAUUAGUUGUAAUCCAUGUAAUAAUGCGUAGUGAUUCGUUUGUAACCCUUUACAGCUGUUUGUCAGUGAUGCUAAUAUAAAACAAUAAAUGUUCUUAUCCAUAUUCGGACAUUUUCGUUUAAUUCAGGCAAAAAGCAGCCUGCUCCCCCUCCCCUCUCCCUUCAAAAAUGGGAGCCCGUGCGCUUAUGGAUAAACAUCCCAGAUAGCUGAGGUCAGCGUGUUUGAAUUUUACUAGGUCAUUUUAGCACAAACAUCAAGUUAAAAUGGAUGUACAUAAUGUUUAGUUAAAUCUAUUCGUUUUUGUGAAUUGUGCAAUUAUCCACAACAUGGGGCGGGGCGUAGCUCAGUGGUACAGCGCUCGCCUGAUGCGCGAUCGCUCUGGGAUCAAUUCCCGUCAGUGGGCCCAUUGGGCUAUUUCUCGUUCCAGCCAGUGCUCCACAACUGGUGAA